AUGGAGAGGAAUGUUUUGAGCAAGAACUUGAACGAGAGCCAUAGCACUCUUAAUGGCAGUAGAACCAUUUUGGACAGCACCACCACUAAGAAGGCCAAAGAUCCAUGGGAUUGCAGCAGCGCUGGCUGUACUUACGGAGCAGACACCAUAGGUGGGUUCUCAUGGCCUCCAAGAUCUUACACAUGCACUUUCUGCAAGAAGGAGUUCAGAUCUGCUCAAGCUCUUGGAGGCCACAUGAACGUUCACAGGAGAGAGAGAGCCAGGCUGAGACAAUCACCUCCAAGGGACAUCCCUAAUCUUAACCUUGACCUUAACCCUGAGUCUGAUCACUAUUCUAACAAUGGUCCUGUCCCCGCUUCUAGGCCCAACCCCAAUUUCCUAAACUCUUCAUCAUCACCAUCAUCAUCUUCUCCAAGUAGACUCCCACCACUGUUCGCUUGCAGUAAUUUGCCUCCCUUGGUUUCUCCUUCUCCUUCUUUGUCUUCACUGUCUUCUGUUUCUCCCUGUGAAGUGAAGAGAACAAAUAAGAGCUUUUUUGGGUCCAGAGAAUUAGAUAAAUUCACACACAUGGAAGGGGAGAGCAGUGCUCUGAAAAAGACAGGUGGGUUUGUGAGGUUGGACUUAGACAUUGGUCUGGUUGGUCACUCAAAGGAGGAUUUGGAUUUGGAACUUCGACUUGGGUAUUCUUAG
This is a messenger RNA of Malania oleifera, 690 nucleotides long. Its product is annotated as transcriptional regulator SUPERMAN-like. The transcript has a single exon. The record is from RefSeq and is a predicted model, not a curated record. Bases 1 to 690 code for a protein of 229 amino acids. NCBI's taxonomy places the organism in Eukaryota, Viridiplantae, Streptophyta, Magnoliopsida, Santalales, Ximeniaceae.